Ambispora gerdemannii is the source of this 1830-nucleotide messenger RNA. NCBI's taxonomy places the organism in Eukaryota, Fungi, Glomeromycota, Glomeromycetes, Archaeosporales, Ambisporaceae. The record is from the annotation of a GenBank genome assembly.
AUGUACGGAAAUGUAGGUCUCGCGACUCCACGUGGGUCCGGAACAAAUGGCUACGUGGUUCGCAAUCUUUCAUAUAUUCGCCCUAGGAAAGACGUCGUCCCCUUUGAAUCUUAUGAAGAGAUUGCUAUGAAAAAUAAUUCGGCGUUGGCUAAUCGAACACCGAAUAAGGAAAUCCUUGAGCACGACAAGAAAAGACAAGUCGAGCUUGAGUGUGUGUUGCUCCGCGAAAAGCUAGAAGAUGAUAAUAUUCCUGAAGAGGAAAUCGAACAAAAGGUAGAUGCUCACCGUCGAGAGUUGCUUUCCAAGCUAGACCAAGUGAAAACUACUACAACUAUUCAAGAGCAUCAGACUCAUCAACUUUCCGAGGCCAAAGCUAUCGAAAAUGAGAAAAUGAUGAAAGCCCUAGGCAUAGAUUCAUCAACAUACUCGGAAGGCGCGGCAUUCGACAAAGAGCUACAAGAACAAAAGAAAAAUAAAUUAAAAGAACAGCGGGAUUUAGAGAACGAGAAAAAGAGACAACAUUUCGAAGAACGUGAACGUAGUAGAAAGGAAGCAGAAGAAAGGAAAAGUGGUGCUGCUGCCGCCUCCGGCGUUGCUCAUUCAUCAUCAAGGAGUCGUGAAUUGGAUAAAGAGUCACGUCAUAAAUCGUCAUCGUUGUCCGGAAAACACGACAGCAAGAAAGACAACGAGAAAAAAAGUCGUCGUAAUAAGAGUGUUAGUGACGUGAGCAGAGGAUAUGACAAAAAGCGGUAUUCAUCUUCUUAUUCUAAGAAAGAUAGCCAUAAUGAUCGGCGAAGAGUGAACUCAUAUGAAGAAAAAGACGCGAAAGUCUACCAAACUAGAAGACAUAACUACGAUGAUGACGAUGAUUACAGUUCUGAUGAUAGUCACACUGAUAGGAAAGAACGACGAAAAGCACGAUCUCCUCACAGAAAUACAUAUUCCGAAUCUUCAAAACAUCAAAGACACCGAAGAGAAGGAAGCAUCCCUACAGCUAUCUCAAGACGUCAUAGGAAGAGCAGUGCUUCCCCUCCGCCAAGAUACUCCCGUGACCAAAGUCUAUCACGGUCACCACCUCAAAGGCGAAGACGUGAUGAUGAUAGUUUAUCACCGCCUCCAAGAUGGCGUAAUGAAAGCGUUUCUCCGCAAAGACGAAAUACAAGGAAAAGCCAUCAUAAUGAAAAGAGUGUACCAGAAGUUUCCUCACAAAGGAAAACCAACUCUCGUGAUCAAGAUCGAAAAAUCUAUAUUGAUGAUAAAACUCGAAAAAGUAGUUUAAAAGAUAAUGAAAAAAACAGCUUUCACGAUCAAGAUCGAAAUUUCUAUACUAUUGAUAAAACCCGAAAGAUUAAAGUCAAGGAUGAAUAUGAUGAAACAAAUAAUCAUCCAAGCACUUCUACCCCACAAAGAUACCGAGAAUAUACAGAAGAACCUUCAAGAUCUUCACGUGUUCACCAUCGUGUUCGUUCGCGGGAAAGAACACCAUCAAGACAUUCAGAGGAACGUAAUCGUCGACAUGAUCGAUCUUUAUCUCCUCGAGAAAAAAACUCUUAUCAUUAUAAACGUUCUGCUGCUAAGAGGAAGGAUGAUUCAAGUGAUAAUGAAACAAAUGUUCCCUCACGACGUGCAAACGUAAAACGACAUAAAGCAGAAGAGUUAUCUGAAAGCAGCUCGCAAAACAACAGUUCAUCCUCCGAUGAUGGAUAUCAUAAUAGAAGACGCGGUGACGAAAGAAAAGAAAGCAUUGAAGGUAAAUUAGUUUUACCUGAACAUCUUCAAAAAAGACGAAAAGGGCGACAUGGUAGUAGCACCACCGAUUCUUCCGAUUAG